UUCAAUGUUGCGAUCGUUUGGCCGCAACUACAACUGUAAAUGAAGUUUUAGCAGCAAACAAAACAAAACGCCUGUUCGGAGCCCGCUCGCCCGCGCGGGCACACGAAGCAGUCAGCGGUAGUCAAAACAGCUCAUGAGCAAGUGCUGGUCUUAUAAAGUCUGGAUUUUUGAAUGCGUGUCUACGCGCGCGGGAAUAACGGAACUCGCGAAUGCUUUUACAUGAAAACAAGCCCGGUGACCCCUUCUUUUUAUUGUUUUAAUACAAUUUUAUUAUUGAGAGGAAGCGUCAGAAAAAAAAAUAAAAAAAUUCUACGGACGGAAAUUUGCACUUUGUACAAAUUGUCGUUUUUACAAGUUUACAAGAAAUCGGCUCCGUAUAAUUAUUUUAAAAUUGUUGCGCAUUUUCAUUUUUAGAUGCCCAAAGCUAUUGAUUAAAAAAACUCGGGGUCACCGGGUUAAUUUUUUAGUUAUUAGUGUCAUGAGCGAAAAAUCAUGUCAAGUCUGGAAAAUCCUUUUAGAAUGUUGCCAUGUUAACUGCUGACGACAAAAUAUCAGCUUAUUUAGGUCAAGUAUAAAUGAUAUAAUCCAAACCUACAAAAAUAUAACAGUGGACCUGGUCUGCCUUUUUGUUCUAUUCUUACAAAGUUAUGAGCCGUCAAAAACCUGAAAACUGUUAUGAGCCACCUUAAACCACUUGUAUGCAAAACGAAAGCAAAUGCGAAUUAUUACUUUCAAAACUGAAGUAAAAACCGCAAUACAAAUACUUUUGUCGUCUUUGAUAAAUCCUAUAAUUGUCUGUAUUCUCUAGGUUCCACUGCCGUUUCAAUUGAUCAAAAUCUUUUUCCUAAUUGUGCGGUUUACCGCUCUGCCGAGUUUCGCGUGACACAUGCCGCAUAUGUUCUUACCGACUUCGUCUCAAGUUUCUGCUUGGCGUUAAAAGGACGCGGCCAGCUGACGCCGAUAGUAUCCUGGGAACAAGCUCGAGUCGCACACUGACCCCGACUUUCAUCUAGUGUUUUUCAAUACAUGAGCUCGACAUUCUUAAUUUCUCUUUGUUUCGGCUUAGCACACAAUGGAUUUCAUUGCUUAACGAGCACUUAAAAAAUCUUCGAGAUAGUAUAAUGGGGUCCGUCGGCUUUGUCCCUGCAGAGGUUUUGACGUCAGUGGUACGUCCGCCUCAAUACAUCUGAACUUCGACCAAACUCUCAAAGUUUGAUUAAAAACCAGUUUUCUAGCAAAGAAUAAAUCAUUCUUUUUGAAAAACCAACAUACAAAGACCAUCUCCUCCGAAUCUCAGUCAAUGAAAAACGAGCUGGCUUGAACGAAGCUCGUAAAACGCUGUCCCAAAUUUCGCUCGGCUACGGGGAUGUACAGACGUUGCCACGAGAAAGAAAUCUAGUAGGAAUCAUAUUUUCUUACGUCCUUCUAGCAAACUAUAGUUUAUUAAAUCUUUAGAAUUAACCGGUCGUAAGGUGCGGCGCAGCAAGGGCGAAGCAGUUGUUUACAAUUUUGGUCUCAGGGGACGUUAUUUUGGCGGGUUCAUAAAGCUAUGCAAAUGAUUUAGUUAAGUGAUAUUAAAACAAAAACUUUCUUAAUUCUUCAGCUGUCCGAUUGUGAAUGAGGUUAUACGUGUGAGCGGCGCGCUGUUUCUUGGCUCCUUUCAACUGAAGUAAUGUGAGAAUCUUGUCUGUCAGAGAUCCGAGAAAUUCAAGCAACGCCGUAGAGACGUUUGCCAAUAUGUACGAGAUUUCCUUUGUUGACGAUGAUCUCGAAGAUUUCAGAAUCCAGGAUCUGCUUGGAGAAGGAUCGUUCGCCCAGGUCUACAAAUGUGUCGAGACCAAGUCGCAAACGGUGUUCGCACUCAAAGAAUUUGACACAAAACACAAAGAAUUUGAUGAGAAAGCCGUAGAGCAAGAGGUGCUCGUGUGGACAGACGUGAUUCACGAAAAUAUCGUCCGCUUGUAUGUAUCCUUUACCACGGGGUCUUAUAUGUACUUUGUUCUGGAGUAUGUGGAUGGAGGAAGCCUCUUUAAUCACAUGAUGCAACGGCACAAAUACAGCGAAAAGGAGGCUGCCAAUAUUAUGAAACAGGUACUUGAAGCUCUCCAUUAUCUCCACAAGAAACGCAUUGUCCACCGAGAUGUCAAACCGGAUAACAUACUGGUCAAACAGGUUCCGGACUCUGAUAAUAAAACCAAACAACAACUAGCCAUCAAGCUAUGCGACUUUGGGUUCGCUUUCCAGCUCCCACGUGGCGCAGAUGUCACGUGUUGCCCCGCGCGGGGUGCGCCGAUGUUUUUGGCGCCAGAAACAAUUCUGGACAACCCGAUUGGUCGCCCCGUGGAUAUUUGGUCAGGUGGUGUCCUGCUUCAUCUUCUUGUGGCGGGAUAUCCGCCAUUUUGGCACGAUAACAACGAAAAAAUGUUACUGGCUGCUGCUCGAGGGCAGUUCAGCUUGUCAUCUCCAGGCUGGAGCAAAAUUUCCAAUUCUUGCAAAGAUCUCGUUAAGUCAAUGCUCACAGUACAAACAUCGCAGCGAAUUACGGCUGUAGAGGCCAUUAGGCAUCCCUGGAUUUUCAAGAUGUCUGCCUUGGACUCGCCGCGUCCACGAAGGAAACACAGUAGCGCCUUGUCGAACAGUUCCCGGUUGACAGAGAAGUUGAAGUGCACCAUUAGCGAGAUGCACUCCAGUUUGAAACUGCAGCGUUUAGGUCUGGAUCAUCUGAAGGGAAAAUUCUUUCCUCUUUAUCAUUCAGCCAUGAAUUUGUCCGAGGUCAGAUAACAUCGGUAUCUUCCUGGGUGUCGGGCGUGUAAAUUCAGUAUUACUCGAUAGGUUUCUGCACAUCUCGGGGAAGGAGUAAGAAAAGUCCGAUCUCAUAACUCCCUCUAUAUGACACUUUAUCUCAAAAGUACCUCUGCAGGUAAUGACGUACAUGUAUUAUUAAAUCUCCCCAGCCCCGUGGCCAGGGGGACACCUCUUAAGGACGGUGGAUUCGAUAAAACAGACAGUCUGGGCUGGUCCCGGGCAUGCCAGUGAUAAAGGUUAUAAUAUAUUACAAAUAGUUCUCAUUUCACAACCAGAAUAAUUACGUUCUCGACACUGACAAAUAAGAGUGGCGUUCAACUGUUUCGUUUAUAUUUGGAGGUGUUUUAGCAUGGGAGUGAAUUUUGUGAAUCAGUUGUAUUUAAUUUACAUAGCGUUUUUAUAACAAAUGCAAGAAGUAAUUGCUUUGAACGAUAAUUUCUUCAAUCAAUAGUUCACUUAUACUUUGUUGUUGUUAAGACAUGUUGUCCAAAUGCAAAUCUACUUCGAAUUUCUGACAUGUUCUGCUUAUAUGUAUACGAACUUCCAUUGAGAGACAAUCGUGAAAAAAAGUCUUAGGAAGUUGGAUUACAGUCAAGAUGGUUUUCAAGUGUGUGAUCAUAACUUGAGCAUUUUCCUAUUGUUAAAAUGAGUACCGUUAACUAAUUAUGAACAACUUUUGAUGCACGAUUCAAUAAAUUAUUUUAACGUAAACGUAUUGUUUAGUUUCUCGCUUUUUUAUUAUUUUGCCCAAGUUUAUUGAUCUUGUGCUAAGGUCAUAACCUCGUUCCCAGGGAGUGUGGGAAGACGAGAGACACUGGAAACGAGGUUGCCAAGGUCAUUGGAUCCUAGGGACCGUUCAUUUUUUAUC
This is a messenger RNA of Orbicella faveolata, 3673 nucleotides long. Its product is annotated as calcium/calmodulin-dependent protein kinase type 1-like. Gene Ontology annotation, molecular function: protein kinase activity; ATP binding. The record is from RefSeq and is a predicted model, not a curated record. Lineage: Eukaryota; Metazoa; Cnidaria; Anthozoa; Scleractinia; Merulinidae. Gene Ontology annotation, biological process: protein phosphorylation.